Messenger RNA from Anolis sagrei ordinatus, 726 nucleotides. RefSeq names its product CDGSH iron sulfur domain 1 (gene CISD1). Gene Ontology annotation, cellular component: intracellular membrane-bounded organelle; mitochondrial outer membrane. Lineage: Eukaryota; Metazoa; Chordata; Lepidosauria; Squamata; Anolidae. Gene Ontology annotation, molecular function: 2 iron, 2 sulfur cluster binding. Gene Ontology annotation, biological process: regulation of autophagy. The record is from RefSeq and is a predicted model, not a curated record.
CUUCGCGCCCCCCCCCCCCCCUCGCGUGUCCUUUGCAAUCCGGGGCGGCCGCGAGACAACAACGCCAUCGGGGACUGACAGUAUGGGCCUCGCGGCGAAUGGGUCCGUGCGGGUUGAAUGGGUUGUAGCAGUCUCAUUUGCGGCAGGAGCAGCAGCAGUUGGAUAUCUCGCUUACAAAAAAUUCUUUAGCAAGGACAAAUGCUGUAGUGGGAUGGUAAACGUCCAUAUUCAGAAAGAUAACCCGAAAGUAGUUCAUGCGUUUGAUAUGGAAGAUUUGGGGGACAAAGCUGUGUAUUGCCGGUGUUGGAGGUCUAAGAAGUUCCCACUGUGCGAUGGUUCCCACACAAAGCAUAAUGAUGAAACAGGAGACAAUGUGGGACCUCUCAUCAUCAAGAAGAAAGAUUCUUAAAGAGCAAAUGAUUUGGGUACCAUGAAAAUGACCUUCUCGCAGUGCUCUCUGCUUCCUUGUAACUCUGUAAAAGUUGCAGGUCUUAAGUCAUUUCACUGGAGACUUUUUAGAUAUGGUAUACAGUAUACUGCAGCACAUGUAAUUCAUGUUGUUUGCCUUGCUUAACACUACAAUGUUAGACAUCAAUCUUUCUGACUUAACUGAUUUUGUCUCUCUCUGAAGUGUACAUUCUUAUUAAGUGUUUAAAAGGGCAGCAGCCCUUUAGAAUGUACUCUGAAAGUGUAUAUUUGAAUGAUACAUUAAAUUAUUUUCAAAUA